Messenger RNA from Penicillium coprophilum, 3195 nucleotides. RefSeq names its product putative potassium/sodium P-type ATPase. The record is from RefSeq and is a predicted model, not a curated record. NCBI's taxonomy places the organism in Eukaryota, Fungi, Ascomycota, Eurotiomycetes, Eurotiales, Aspergillaceae. The transcript has 5 exons. Gene Ontology annotation, molecular function: P-type calcium transporter activity; ATP hydrolysis activity; ATP binding. Gene Ontology annotation, cellular component: plasma membrane. Gene Ontology annotation, biological process: intracellular calcium ion homeostasis; calcium ion transmembrane transport. Bases 1 to 3195 code for a protein of 1064 amino acids.
AUGGGCGUAGAGAUAACCCCCGAUGUCGAGGAAUCGACGGAACCUCCUAUAUGUCCUUUCACGGAAAUCAAUCCCCAACCCAAUGUGACAAACACCCUGUGUACAAAGCCCUGCGCUACCGACAAAAACCCUAUUUCGCACACGACCGGUCACACUGCGUCCUCGAACCAAUCAAGUAAAGAAGGGUCCGACCGCAACGCUCAUCUCAUAGAACCAUCUGAGCUUGCACUCCUCCUCCAUACAGAUCUCCGAAAUGGUCUCUCUAGCACCGAAGCGGCCUCCCGUCUCCAGCGCGAUGGUCCGAAUACCGUGCGUGAAAUGGAGGGUGUCUCCGUCUGGGGGAUACUGCUAAGGCAGGUGUCCAACAGUCUUACACUAGUUCUUCUGAUCACCAUGGCCCUAUCCUUUGGAAUCGAUGAUUAUAUUGAGGGAGGUGUCAUCACCGCAGUGAUUGUCUUGAAUAUAGUUGUGGGCUUCAUACAAGACUAUCGCGCCGAAAAGACAAUCAUGUCACUGCAUCGUCUCUCCGCCCCAAUAUGCAAGGCCAUCCGAGAGGGUCGCAUUGCCUCUAUUAAGGCUCAAACGUUGGUUGUCGGCGACAUAGUCCAGCUAGCAGUUGGGGAUAUCGUCCCUGCCGAUCUGCGCUUGUUUGAUGGCAUGAAUGCUUCAAUGGAUGAAGCACUUCUCACAGGCGAAUCCCUCCCCAUCCUCAAAACCCCUCAUGUGACCCUAGCGUCUUCUGAUAUUCCUAUCGGCGACCGAACCAACAUGGCCUAUUCUGGCUGCAGCACUACACAAGGUCGUGCAAUGGGAAUAGUCACCGCAACAGGGAUGAAUACAGAGGUCGGGAAAAUUGCACAACUACUCCAGACACAGCCGGACCUUCAUGACUCCAGCCGUCUUGCUCAGGCGGGUAAACGGACGAAGGCAUUUUUUAUGAAUGUGCUGGGCUUGAUUGGUACGCCGUUGCAAGUGAAGCUGAGCAAAUUUGCACUCUUGCUUUUCGGACUGGCGAUUCUGCUCGCCAUUAUCGUCUUUUCGGUCAAUAAAUGGGAUGUUCAGGGUGAGGUGCUCAUAUAUGGCAUCUGUGUUGCUGUUGCGGUCAUCCCGGAAUCGCUGAUUGCUGUCCUCACGAUCACAAUAUCUGUGGGUACAAAAGCAAUGGCCAAGGGAAAUGUAAUAGUCCGGAAACUCCAAUGUCUUGAGGCAGUCGGCGGUGUCACGAACAUCUGUUCUGACAAGACAGGGACUCUAACCCAGGGAAAGAUGGUAGCCCGCUCUGCAUGGAUCCCCGGUGCUGGGACUUUGACUGUGAGCCAAACUACAGAUCCAUUCGACCCGACCAGUGGUCUGGUCCAACUGGAUGAGAUUGAUUGGAGCUCCAAUCAACCCAUCGAAGAGAAUCCUGCACUGCAUACCUUCUUGCGAGCGCUUGCUCUCUGUAAUCUUUCCGCUGUCCACCAUGAAAAUCAAGUAUGGAGUGCUGUGGGUGAACCAACGGAGAUUGCUCUUCACGUUCUGGCUUUGCGCUUUGAUUUUGGAAAAGAUUCCGUGAUGAAGAAAAGGCAACUUCAAUUGCAUACAGAGUAUCCAUUUGACUCGGCUAUCAAGAAGAUGACCGUCGUCUAUGACAACCCACGGGAUAGGACCAAAGAGAUCUACACCAAGGGUGCCCCAGAGGCUGUUAUUCCUCAUCUCAAUAUUGACGAAGCAGAAAAGCAAGUUAUACGAGACACGGCUGAUCGGAUGGCGGGCGAAGGACUUCGCGUCCUAUGCAUCGCCUACAAAGCACCCCCAAUCGAUGACGAAUCUCAAAUAUCUCCACGAAGCUCCGCUGAAUCAAACCUACGAUUUGGAGGCCUUGUAGGACUAUAUGAUCCGCCUCGAGUGGAAUCAGCUGCGGCCGUACGCAGAUGCCAAAUGGCAGGGAUCACGGUGCACAUGCUUACUGGGGACCACAUUAAGACAGCGACAGCAAUUGCGUCAGAGGUCGGUAUUCUUGACCGUGUCACCGCACACAUCAAAUCCAACAAACUGGUGAUGGCUGCAGAUGAGUUCGACAAGUUGACUGAUGCAGACAUUGAUGCGAUCGAGGAACUGCCUCUUGUGAUCGCACGCUGUAGCCCUGCCACUAAAGUUCGGAUGGUAGAUGCGAUGCAUCGGCGUCAGGCAUUUUGUGUCAUGACGGGAGAUGGUGUCAACGAUUCACCUGCACUCAAAAGGGCUGAUGUUGGUAUUGCCAUGGGAAAAAAUGGUAGCGAUGUUGCGAAGGAGGCUGCCGAUAUGGUUUUGACAGAUGACAACUUCUCUUCUAUUGUCAAAGCAGUAGAAGAGGGCAGGAGACUUUUUGAUAAUAUCCAGAAGUUCCUCCUGCAUCUGCUCAUCUCGAAUAUUGCACAGGUCAUCCUCCUCCUGAUCGCCCUUGCUUUUAAAGACAAGGGAGGUGACUCGGUCUUCCCGUUGUCGCCACUGGAGAUCUUAUGGGCAAAUCUUGUUACGUCUUCAUUCUUGGCUGUCGGUCUUGGACUCGAAGAGGCCCAGCCCGAUAUCAUGUACAGACCACCACACGACCUACGCGUAGGUGUUUUCACGCGCGAGCUCAUUGUGGAUAAAAUGAUAUACGGAACCUUCAUGGGAACACUUUGCCUCGUCUCGUUUGUCUGUGUGAUAUACGGCGCCGGAUCGGGAACAUCUUCUUUGGGCGAUGGAUGUAAUCAGGAAUACAAUCCAAGCUGCGACGCAGUGUUCCGCGCCCGGGCCACUACUUAUGCGACCCUCACCUUCCUCCUCCUUGUUACAGCGUGGGAGGUGAAGCACUUUUCUCGUUCCCUGUUCAACAUGGAUCCGAUCAGAUAUCCCAAGACGUUCUCAGUCUUCCCCACCGUCUGGAACAACCGUUUCCUAUUUUGGGCGGUCAUGGCUGGCUUUGUCAUUGCCUUUCCAGUCAUUUAUCUCCCGGUCGUUAACCAAGUGGUCUUCAAGCAUCAUGCUAUCACCUGGGAGUGGGGAGUGGUAUUUGGCUGUACCUGUGUCUACCUAUUGUGCGUUGAGAGCUGGAAGGCCGUGAAACGGUCGCUGGGCAUUGGGAGCGGAAAGACUGCGACGCUUACGCUUGAGGAUGCUGAAACGCGGGCAGGAUUGGCCAAUCUUACGCCACUCUCACUGAGUGCGAAUGCGAGCGUGGAAUUGAAGUGA